AUGGAUGAUAAAUGCUCUGGAAUGGAAAUGAUGCUCUCAGCGGUUGCCACCCCAAUCGAAGAUGAUGAUUGGCAGCUAACGGGAACUCGAGAUCCUUUGAAAGAAGAAGCUUUGGAUUCUGCUGCUCAGUCUCCGUCUUCCUCUCUUUUCGAUGAUUUCGACGAUUCGUCCUCUUCUUCGUUGUCUAGUCCAUCAUUUCAAUGUGACUCAGGAAGCAACUCGCUGUCAUCAUUUGAUAUGAUGAUGAACAUGUUUCUUGAUCCAACAUCGUCUUGUGGCGCUGCGAACGCGACGAAGCCGGAACGAUCGGUGCGGAAAAGUAUAGUAGUUCGGCGGCGCACUCGCGAGUGCUCGAUGGUCUGCUGGCUGUUCCGUACACUACUCACCUCCGAGUACCGUGCGUUGCCAAUCAACGCCAUCUACGAAAUAUUUGAAGAUACGAUCCAAAGCGAGUCAAAUGGACAUGGUCGACAUUAUCGGCAAUCCAUUAGGCAUUCGCUAAUGACCUCAGCAGUUUUUGUACGAGUUCUGACCCCAAAUCCGAGAAAGGACUUUCUGGUUAUGAAUGAGCAAGGCUCGUGGUGGACCGUGCAUCCCGAUUGCGAAGUGGCAUGUGCUGAGAGUGUCUUCUGCACUGGCUCGAGUCAUCGCUGUCCGCCAAACGCCUCAAUUCCUGCAUAUUUUUCGGGAUUGCGGAAAGAGGAGGCAAAAUCAGCUGGAGCAAUUCGACAGUCACACGGCUUAAAUUCUGAAAUGUCUUCUACGACAAGUUCCUCGGCUUCUUCAGCUGCUUCUACUCCGACUGGAAUGGUUCCCGUACGAAGAUUUGAUCCAAUUCGCAGAGUUACCUAUGGUCAAAAGAUGUUUGCUGGAAGAACCGUUUAUAAAAGAUUAGGUAGUACUGCGAUGCCCAUAACGUCGUCACCUUGCUCAGUGUCGCCACCUCCUAAUAUGGAACUAUUAAAUCCCCGUUCAAUUCUUCUUAACGACAUUGCAAUUGAUCAUGAAGAAGAAGUUGCUUAA
Molecule: messenger RNA, 1023 nt
Organism: Caenorhabditis bovis
Lineage: Eukaryota; Metazoa; Nematoda; Chromadorea; Rhabditida; Rhabditidae
Source: the annotation of a GenBank genome assembly